GCUAAAGAUCUGCAACAUCAGAGAAUGGGGAGAAUCUACCAGGUUAGGGUUCAUGGGCUCAGAGGGGAGAAGUUUACUAUUGACCUCGGCAACACAGAGGAACAAAUGCAGAGAUUCACUGUGGGUCAGCUGAAGGAAAAGAUAUUUGAGAUGCUCCCAUAUAUAGCAGGAGACGAGAACCUACGCAUGAUCUUUACAGACAAGAAUCUGGAAGGAGACACAUCACUGCUGUCUGAAUAUGGAGUCCAACACAUGUCUGUCAUACAAGUGGUUAUUAAAGUACCUGGAGGAGGAGGCCCUCUACCCCCCAACCCUCAUACAGAUGAUGGGCUCACUGCUGCUAAAGAUCUGCAACAUCAGAGAAUGGGGAAAAUCUACCAGGUUGUUGUUUCUGGGUUCAGAGGGGAGAAGAUUGCUAUUAACCUCUGCAACACAGAGGAGCAGAUGCAGAGAUUAACCGUGGGUCAGCUGAAGGAAAAGAUUGUUGAGAAGUUCCCUGAUAUAGCAGCAGAAAGAGAGUACCCACACUUGUUCUUUACAGACAAGGUGUUGGAAGGAGACACAUCACUGCUGUCUGAAUAUGGAGUCCAACACAUGUCUGUCAUACAACUGAUUCGUAAAGUACCUGGUGGAGGAGAAGGCCCUCUACCCCCCAACCCUCAUACAGAUGAUGGGCUUGGUGAUAAGGAGGGUGAAACUCGAAGAAGUAAAGAAUGUCUAAAUAUACCGAUGUCUAAAACUCAAAAUAAAUUUUCUGUGGGUCCAAAAUAAAUCAUUUCACACAUUGAAAUAUUUGCCACCUUUAACUGGACAUCCGUCCUCAUCCUCAUUGAAACUCUUUUAAACAUCUUAAAUAUUUCUCACCUUCUGUCACAUAAAGUGUUUACUGUAUUUCAGCAACAUUUUAUAUGACAAACAGAAGUAUUUGUUGUUUUUUCUCUUCAGGCAGUCCAGCAGCAAAAACACUUGUUUUUAAUAACAAUCUCGUAUUUUGUAUUAAAUAGCCAAAUGUGAUUUUAAAACUGCUCUUUAUCCACUAAAUAAUUUAAAUAUCCAGAAGAUUUUUCUGAAAUUCGGCACAAACUGCAAGAUUAUUUGUCAAUCUGCAGUAAGUGAAGGACAAGACGAUGGAAAACAUUUUAAUUCAAGAAGUAAAAAAAAAAAUUGCAUAAAUUAAUGUUUACCUUAUUUAGGCUCAAUAACUAUUAUGCAAUAAUUACAAAUUCUGUGUUUAAGUAAGUUGAAUAAUUAGUCUGAUUCAUGUAUUUGUGUGUAAAGUCACGCCAUUAUUCCUGAAAUCAACUUUUACACAAAAUGUAAAAGUAAAGCAGCAACUUGUGGUGGGAAAAUGAGGAUAAACUGAAAAUUAAAAGUGCUGGAUCGACUGACGUUUUUUUUCUUUUAAGAUGAUUACUUAAUUAGUAAAUCAAACAGUUUUUUCAUUUUUUUAUUUCAGUUGAUCUUUAUUAGUUAGUCCUGGCUGCUGCUGCUUCCUGCCUGUCAGAGAGCAAUAGACCCCCUGCUGAGCUGAGAAGCUUUGAGUGGAAAUAAGUUCAUGUAGGUUUCAGUUUCAAGGGCUUUAAGUUGAUCUUGAAUUUAAAAACAUUUAUUACAGAUCAGUUCACUAACAGAAGCGGCUCUGUGCAGCAACAGUCUGGCCUGGACCCACCUGUUUAAAGUUGCUGUUGAACCAGAAUAAAUGAAACAUUUACCAAAAUAUUUGGUGUGAAUGAUUUCGGUGAUCAAAAUGUAAAGUUGCUUCAUUUGUUGACUGUAUAGUCUUUUCUUUAUAAUGUUGUAAUUUUGUUUUUUUAUUACAUAAAGCAGACUGCACAGUGGAGCAGUUGGUAGCUUGUUGCCUUGCAGCAAGAAGGUCCUGGGUUCAAAUCCCGGCUUUGGUUUCUCCCUGUGCAUGCAUGAGUUCUCUCUGGUUACUCCCAAACUGUCAGUUGCAAUAAAAUAAACAUUUUGCUUGCCUUUUA
This is a messenger RNA of Xiphophorus hellerii (green swordtail), 1982 nucleotides long. RefSeq lists its product as uncharacterized. Bases 25 to 771 code for a protein of 248 amino acids. Gene Ontology annotation, molecular function: protein binding. The record is from RefSeq and is a predicted model, not a curated record. Lineage: Eukaryota; Metazoa; Chordata; Actinopteri; Cyprinodontiformes; Poeciliidae. The transcript is spliced from 4 exons.